CCUGCCCCAUCACCUCCGAACCAACCUUCGUCAACACCGCCACCAGGAAUACGUCCAUAACCACUACCAGCUCCGCAAUCACUUCCAAAAUCAACGCCUCCUCCAUCACCUCAAAGCCACCUUCGCCAACACCGCCACCACUACCAGCUCGGCCACCACCAUUAACGAUAGCAACACGUACCAGCACCAUCACCGCCUCCACAACCAGUAGUAGCUCCGCCAGCACCAUCAUCAAAUACUAUAAUUCAUCUCUACCCUAAUCAUUACUCAUCACUUGACCAACACCAGCACCAGCACCACCAUAACCAGGGUACAGAAUUGCAGCUUGGAUUGGCUGUUGAAAGCAUUAAAGCUACUUUGUGAGUGAAGAGGAGGCUGGCAUGUGAACAGCUAGCUUAUUAUGCUCAGGUGAAUGUCAAUUUGAUGUCAUUAGAAGUGGUGAUUCGUUUUUCUUCGGUCGGCCCUCCCCACUGUGGCAGCGGUGUUCUAGUUUUACAUCAAAGUUGAAUAACGGCAGAGAAAAUUGUAUAAAGAAAAAUCAAGCCUAAAGUCUACCCAACACAGACCAAAAUAAAAAAAGCAGGGAGGAAGCUAGGUUAAGAUUUGAAAUUAGCCAUCAAUCAAAAAAUAUUUGAAAUUAGGCCGAGUUUGUUAACAGAUAUUUUUCAAAUGAUUACAUCUCGAUUUUGAUCUUAUGUUUAGGGAAAAGUAUGCUUCUAUUUUUUUUAGUGAUAGCCACCAAGGCAGAGAAACACAAAUCCAGUGAAAAGGAUCUCCUUGUUUAAGUUAAAAGAUAAGGCGUUCUAGGUUUGUGUUGUUGGCGGCAUUCUGUUCAUCCCCUCAGUUCCUAGUGAAGCAGACAUGGGUUUGGGUUUUCAAUUCCGUCGUUUAUCAGGAAUUGCAAAAUUCCUCCCUAGAUUUUCCCACUCUAGAAUUAUCAAUCAACAAGCAAGAAAUAUCAUUAGUAGUGUUGUACCAACUAAAUUUCAAUUUCCCAUACCUCAUGUUUGGGUGAAUCUUGAUCAAAUCAAUGUACACAAAUUAUGUCAAAUCCACAGUUAUUUUUUAGAUUAUCAACAGUAUCUGAGAUACCAAAUCAGUUAGCUCCUGAUGUAAAUCUUAUAACAUUUUUGGAGUCUACCCUCGACGAGCUUCAAGGUCCUGACUAUUGUUGGUUGAAUAAAUCUGAAGAGAGCAAGCAGCCAUUUGAUAGGAACGGAACUUUCUUAGUUCUUGUGGAUGCAUUUACCUCCGAUUCUUUAAUGUUUGGUUCAGAGCAUACCUCAAUGUUUGAGACAGUUAAAUUGCUUCAACGGAGGCACCCAGAGCUUUGCAUUUUUGGUUUUCAAUCUCUGAGUUCAGAUCGUUAUGUUUCUGUGAGAGCAUGUAUAGUCCACACAAUCAUGAAGGAGUAUAUUACAUUUCCUAUCUUGUUGUCUAACAAGACCUUUCCUGAGGAAGUGGAAAGGCCAUGCUAUCUUAUCUUUAAAGACUUUAAGAGUCCGUUGCAAUAUAUCGGGAGAAUGACAGAGGUUGAAACGUUUAGCAAAGCCAUUGAGGAGCUCAAUUUGGUACAGCAUGAAUUGCUGGACCAGAACUUGGGAAGCCUGAAAACUAAGAAAGCUGAUGUCCCGAUGGAAUUAUAUGAUUCUUCUCUUCGGAAUUUACUUUUAUACUUUCCUGGUUGUAUAUCUGUAGAUGAGGAUGAGAACCGAUUAUUCGUCUCGGACAGCAAUCACCAUCGGAUCAUCAUAAUUGCUGGCAAUGGAAAGAUUUUAGACUGUAUUGGUUCUUCCCCGGGUUUUGAGGAUGGUGAUUUUGAAUCAGCCCAACUGUUGCGCCCUGCAUCUUUAUUUUAUGAUGCUGUAGAGGACUGUCUAUAUUUUGUGGAUUCAGAGAACCAUGCGAUUAGGAAAGCUAACAUUGGGAGUAGAACUCUAGAAACACUUUAUCCAAACCUCAAUGCUGGCAAAAGAAUCAGUAGCAGCAUAUGGAGCUGGAUCUCGGAAAAUCUCCUAAUUACAUUUUUCCCAAAGGGAAGAGAAGAGGCUUCGCAAUCCGAGGAGUUUGAUUCGGAGAUGCUAAGAUUCCCGUGGCAUUUAAUGAAAGAGCAAAACAAUCUCUUCAUAAUUAAUCCCAGUAUUCAAACUUUGUGGAUUAUGGAUGCAUCAUCUGGGGAGAUUAAAGAUGUUAUUACAGGGUACCAAAAUAUUAUGGAGAUAUGUGGGAAGUUGAUAUCUGAGAAAAGAUCAUUGUUGAAUCAGAUAACUGAGAAUUGGUUGCCGCAGAGAGUUGAUUCUGGUUGUUUAAGGGAAGGAUACCCAUAUGAUAGUCUUAUCUCAUCAGUAGCCACUUAUAAUAACAAAAUAUUGUUUUGUGAUACAGUUGGUCAGGCAAUUUUAGAACUUGAUAUGGACUCUGAGGAUGUCUCAGAACUGCGACUUUCAAACUUUGAAAUCCUUGGUCUGCCAUAUUGGUAUUGUUACCCUCCGGAGAGAGUUUUUGUUAGUGGUAUUGUAAGUCAGAGACCAGGCGUUGAUCAUCUUCAAAGUUUUAGUGUUCUAUCAGGAAGAUGUGACAUAGAAGUGAAUGUGCAAAUCCCAAAGGAUACAGAACUUGCAGCACCGCUUCAAGAAGGAUGUAUCUGGCGCCAGGCUAGAGGUUCUGCGGCCGAAGUCUCUGGGUCGGAGGAGGUUGCUACUUUUGCAAAAAAGGUUGGUAUUGCUCAACAGUGGUUUGAGGAAUUGGAUAACCUUGCAUUUUCGAGGGAAGAAUUGAGUGUAGAGGAAGACAAAAAUCUUAGUAAUUUUCACCAAGACAGCAGAGUAGUCAUCAACUGUGUAGUUAAUAUUUCUCCUGGGACAAGUGAGGUUGUCAUUAACGCCGUUCUAUACUUGAAGCUAAACCGGAACUCGAUUUUUUCUGGGAACCAUCAGGAAGAAAAAGCUAAAAGAAUCCUAGAAAUAUUAAACCCACAUCAUAGAGUUUCAGAGCAGCAAAAAGAUGCAUGUGUUCAGUUGAUGUUAGAAUCAAAGAGAGACCUGGGAGAACUAGUCUUUAUGAGACCUCUGCAUCUUAGGAUAGGGUUGGCAGGUCAAGACUGUCCGAAAGGUGAUACAGCAAACGAAAUUGUCUUGACAGACUCCAAGAUCGAAGUUAACUUAUCUCUCAGGUAAUAAAUGAUACGACGUAGUAUUCUAUAUUUUGUUUGUAGUUUUAGCAGAUACGGGUUUCACAACAUUUUCCAAGGCAGAGCUCUGAAGGAAGCAAAAGUGUGACAACAGUUAUUACCCGAUUGCUUAUAUUAUUCAAUUUUUUUUGGCUGUAUUCAUCCAUCGAAUUUCAGUGUACAUUUUGUUAUCAGACAUUAUUUUAAAGGUUUUAAGAAAUCCUUUAUUUGUGCCUA
This is a messenger RNA of Papaver somniferum (opium poppy), 3406 nucleotides long. RefSeq lists its product as uncharacterized. The record is from RefSeq and is a predicted model, not a curated record. The coding region runs from base 1044 to 3176 and encodes 710 amino acids. The transcript is spliced from 18 exons. Gene Ontology annotation, molecular function: protein binding. NCBI's taxonomy places the organism in Eukaryota, Viridiplantae, Streptophyta, Magnoliopsida, Ranunculales, Papaveraceae.